Exaiptasia diaphana is the source of this 2761-nucleotide messenger RNA. Its product is annotated as E3 ubiquitin-protein ligase TRIM71-like. Gene Ontology annotation, molecular function: protein binding; zinc ion binding. Lineage: Eukaryota; Metazoa; Cnidaria; Anthozoa; Actiniaria; Aiptasiidae. The transcript has a single exon. The record is from RefSeq and is a predicted model, not a curated record. Bases 84 to 2333 code for a protein of 749 amino acids.
GUCACGCCGAGUUGUCAUAACAACGUCAUUACAUGUAAGAUAAAAAUAGUUUUUCCGGGAAGAAUUCAGACGCCCUUAGCACAAUGGCGGAACUCAAUGAGUUUGCGAACAAUCUUGAAAGAGAACUCACUUGUUCUAUAUGUGCAGAGAUCUUUACCAACCCGAAGACGUUGAAAUGUCUACACAGUUUCUGUCUGAAAUGCAUAUCUGACUGGAACGCGUCAUGCAGACGGGAAAGACGACCACUAACGUGUCCUUUAUGUAAGUCAAUAGAGGGACUCGAAGGCAAUGACGUGUCUAGUCUUCCUUCUUCGUUUCAUCUUCAGCCUCAACUGCAACUUCUUCACGAUAUGAGAAUAAGUGCAGACUCUCGMGAACAGCAAGAAUUGCCAGACUGUGUCAGCUGCAAGACACAAAUGAAACUCGUUGCGUUUUGUCCGCAAUGUCAAGGACUGAUCUGUGCUUCCUGCGUGAAACUCCACCAAACAAUAACAGGGCUCAAAGACAACCAUCAAGCAACAAAGUUCAGCGAUUUCAAGAAAGAAAAUAUCAACAGUUAUGUCAAAAAUCGAAUGCAUUGUCAGAAAAGAUAUCAUGAUAACAAUAAAUUGGACUUUUACUGUACAACAUGCAAAGAACGUAUUUGCUGUGUUUGCAACGGCACGGAACACAAACUACACCACACAGUGACCGUCGAGGAAGCCGCAGAAGAAGUAAAAAUGUUCAUUAUUCGCGAUAUGGAUCGAGUUAAUGAAGUAAAGGAAAACUACGAAAAAGAACUUAAAACGUCUAAGCAGAAUAUGACAAGAAUUGAACAAGAAACUAACGCAGCAAUAAAGGAAGUCACCGAUGAAGUCGAGAAACACAUCAAAGUCUUGAGAGAACAUAAAGCAGCUGUGAUUGAAACCCUGCAGACUAAACUUCAGCAACAGAAAACACAGAAUGACGAAGAACAAAGAGAAAUACGUGAUGGAAUCGAAAGACUUUCUGAAUUCAACCUUCGAGGUCAGACAUUGCUGGAUGAAAAUGUAGCACAUUUCAUUGUCAAAAGCCAGCAUGAUCUUUCUCAAAGAUGUGAAACACUUCGUGAAAAGCCAUCAGUAUUGAACAGCAAAUCAAUUAAACGUAACGCAAGUGUACGGUACACACACAACCAACAAGUCACGCAAGCCCUGCAAAAUAUUGGAACGAUUGUGGAGAGCGUGACAGAUCCUUCAUGUUGUUCAAUUGAAAGUCUAAAUGACAUCAGGUGUGGCUUUGUCAAUCGUUUUGAAGUCGUGACUCGAAAUUCCCAGAAAGAACCUUGCGUGACUUGUCAAGGAUCCAUUGAUGUUCAAAUCCAAGAUGGCGACGGCAUUAAUGUAGAGAAGGAAGUGAGUCAAAGUGAUACUGGGAAAUACACCGUGACGUACCGAGCAGAAAAACCAUGUGAUUACACAAUCCAUGUAAGAAUUGGUGGACAAAAGAUCAAUAACUCACCACAAACUGUGAAGACAAGUGAUGUCAGAGACGAGUUGAAACCUGUGAAAACCUUUGGAGAGAAACUAAGUAGAAUUGGACAGUUAAAUCGUCCAUUGUCACUAGCAGUAAGUGAUAGAGGAGAGGUAGCCAUUGCUGACUAUGGUAACCAUCGUAUUGUAAUAUUCAGUGUUGAUGGGGAAUGUCUGCGGCGUUUUGGCGACAAAGGAACAGGUGGAGGUCAACUUACUGAUCCAAUUGGUGUGGUCUUUAAUAAAGACCGUUUACUUGUUACAGAUAAUAACGAUGGUAACGGACGAUUACAGGAGUUUGACUUGAAUGGUACCUACUGCAGAACUAUUUACAAACAGCAAGGUGUUAGAUUAUUUGGAAUGUGUUCAGCACAUGAAAACAUUGCUGUUUGUUAUGAAAUCCAAAACAGACGUCAGUCAGGAAUAAACGUAUUCAAUAAACAAUCUGGUGAGCUAAUGCAAGAAAUUCCUGUAAACUAUAAUGUACCUUUUUACAUUACUUAUGGCAACGGUAAAUACUUUUUAUCAAAUAUAAUCAAACACCACAUCGGUGUUUAUGAUAAUAACGGUGGAUUUCUCUACAAAUUUGGAAAUUUCGGGAAUGGAGAUGGACAGUUCAACGAUCCACGUGGUCUUGCUGCUAUAAGUGAUGUAAUCCUUGUUUGUGAUGCUCGUAACGACCGUGUUCAGAUGCUGAAUCAAGACGGUCAGUUCAUAAGAUCCUUUGGUGUCAGUGGUUCAGGUCUUGUUCAAAUGAAUUUCCCAGUAGAUAUCACUGUUGCACCAGAUGGUCGAGUGUUUGUACUUGAAUGGGGAAAUAGCCGUGUUCAUGUGUGGCGAUAGAAAUAUUGUAAACUAGACGAUCAGCGAUCGUUUACAUGGGCUUCCUGUGGUAUAUCACAAUCAGUAAAUGAUAUUGAACCCUAAUGAAAUUAAUAUUACUAUUAAAGACAACAGCCAAAAAAGUUUUCCUUUAAUGAAAUAUAAUAAAACAAGCAAUGUACUUGAAAAUAGUAGAAUUUAAUAAUAUUGUGAAAGAAGUAAUUUAUGUUUGACGAGACGUUACUUUAAGAGUCGCAUACUUGGCUGUAUUAAACACAGAUCGAUAGUCUUUCAUGUUCUUCGCUUAAAAUACUUCCUAUCCUCUGUUUUUCCUCAGUAUAAAUCUGUUGACAUGUCUUAGAUAAGUCCUUGGUGAUUGUAGAGCCUGUACUAGUAUAAGUUAGCUUAAAUUGAUGAGCUAAUGUUGAUAGUAGAACCUUAAUUCACGA